UUCAAUGGUAAACGUGACAUCCGGGCACUUUGUUCAAAUUUAGUGUUUUCUUUGGUCGGGUGUGGAUGCUGUAGCUGUCAAUAUUUCAAAGAGCUUGCAUAUUUUUGAUUCAUAAUUUUCCAAACGACGCACCGGAUUUAAAAAAGGAAGACGUAAGGAUUGUAUCAAGAGAGGCGUUUUGAUUGAAACACCCAAGCUGGCUCAUUAAAAAGAUCCCGAAAUCUAGGUAAAAGCCGGACUUGGUGACUUUAUAAUGGGUUGUACUCAAAGCAGCGAGGAUAAGCAGCAGUUUGAAAGGUCGAAGGCUAUUGACAAGGCUUUACGUGCAGAUGGAGAGAGGGCAGCUAGAGAAGUUAAACUUUUAUUACUCGGUGCUGGAGAAUCUGGGAAGUCCACCAUUGUGAAACAAAUGAAAAUCAUCCACGACAAGGGUUACUCACAAGAAGAAUGUCUUCAGUACAAACCGGUAGUGUACAGCAACACUAUACAAAGCAUGAUUGCCAUUAUAAGAGCCAUGGGACAGCUCAAGAUAGACUUUGGACAUCCUGACAGAGCUGAUGAUGCAAGAAUGCUGUUCUCGCUAGCGGGCUCUGACGACGGCGAGCUUUCCCCAGACUUGGCGGCUGUGAUGAAGAGACUAUGGAAGGACUCCGGGGUCCAGGAGUGCUUUAGUCGGUCCAGGGAGUACCAGCUCAAUGACUCAGCAGAAUACUACCUGAAUGCCUUAGAUCGUAUCUCACAACCCAACUAUGUCCCAACAGAACAAGAUGUUCUCCGGACCCGAGUGAAGACAACGGGGAUUGUAGAAACACACUUCACAUUCAAAGAUUUGCACUUUAAGAUGUUUGAUGUUGGAGGUCAAAGGUCAGAAAGAAAGAAAUGGAUCCACUGUUUUGAGGGCGUGACUGCCAUCAUCUUUAUUGUCGCCAUGAGCGAGUACGACCUCACACUGGCUGAGGAUCAGGAGAUGAACCGUAUGAUGGAGAGCAUGAAGCUGUUUGAUUCCAUUUGUAACAAUAAGUGGUUCACGGACACAUCCAUAAUUCUUUUCCUCAACAAGAAAGAUUUGUUCUCAGAGAAAAUCAAAAAGUCACCGCUGAGCAUCUGCUUCUCUGAGUAUCAAGGUCCAAACACAUACGAAGAUGCAGCAGCAUACAUACAGCUUCAAUUUGAGAAACUGAACAAGCGUGCAGAAACUAAAGACAUCUAUUGCCACUUCACGUGUGCCACAGACACCAACAACGUGCAGUUCGUAUUUGACGCCGUCACAGAUGUGAUCAUCAAGAAUAACCUGAAGGACUGUGGUCUUUUCUAAAAAAACAGAAGGUAGGCAAUUGGCCAUUGGAAACCAAGACAUCUUUGCCAAGAACUUUUAAUGAGACAGUAUCAGUGGAUGUCACCUUUUUCUUUACGUUGCUUGCUGAGCUUCAUGGAGAAUUUUUUCCCUGACCUUACUAAAAGAGGUCAUUGACAUUAGGAACAGGUUCAGAGGAUUAAUAGACAGGGAAAAUGUAUUGAUACUAUUUUAAGCUUCAGCUGACACAUUUUUUUCUCAACUGAGUAUUACGCUUACCAGUUUGAUUGAACAUUCACUUAAUAUCAUUUAAAGAAGGGCACAAUCAAGUCUUUGGAUAAUUGAAGGAUGCAGAACAUAGAUAAAAGGUUCUGAAAUGUUUUGGGAGAUACUUUUUCUGCACUUGCAAGGUAGACAAUUGAGGACCAAUUUGAUUAUGGUUUGUGACUAUUAAGAAAGGCCUAUAACCAUACAAUUUGUAUAUAUUAAUAAAGGAAACCUGAUUUUACUUUAAAGUAAAAAAAAUAUUAAAUUGUGGGAUGACUGUGCAUUGUGCAUGUAGGAUUUGGAUGACGUGAGUCUUUGUAAUUAUUUUCCCCUGCUGGCAAAUACAGAAAUUGACAUCCAUUGUUUAUGACUUGGUCUGGUUACUUUGUUAAAUGCAAGAUUGAGCUCAUUGAGACUAUUAUUGCUAACAUCUUUUCAAAACUGUUGUGCUGUGUUUGAGUCUAUAGUUGGUACCAUCUUUACUUCAUAAUAGAAUAUAGAUUCGUAUAUAAAUUUAAGCGUGAGUUUCUUUUUUAAACAGCUAAUUUUUCUUGGGCUUUUGGAUACUGUUAUUUCAGAAUCCGGUCUGGGGGAAAAAUUCGUCAAAGUGCAAAAUGGACAAUGAGGUUGCAGAAUAGCACCAAUAUUUUGUUAAGGUAUUUGUAAUUAUUACCUAGUCUGAUAAUGGCCAGGAUGCCUGAAGGACUAUUUUUGUAUAUACCAUGAACUGUACUUACUGGUCUCUGAGCAUUUUACUCCAUUGUAGCUGCUUGUUUUGAAUACUGUUAUUCUUCUUAAUCUUGGUAUUUGUGUCAUGGUCACUGAAAAUGCUAUGGGAACAGUUGUAUUUCACAAAAUGGCUGUCAUGGUAACCAUCAAGGUUGUCAAGGAAAUCAUGGUUGCCAUGUGAUUGUGUAAGUGUGAAUUAGAAUGACCUGUUUCAUUCACUUUACAAAGAAAUAAGACUAUACCUCUUGUAUUUUAGCAUGGAUAUUUCUUGCAGCUUGACUCUAGUCCCAUUUAAUGCCAUUAUGGUAUCUGAUAUAUUUCAACAAAAUUAAUUUUGUACGACAAAUCUCAUCCUUAAGAUAACUUCAGCAGUAAGGAUAGAUGGUUUGAGAAAAUAUUUUUCUGAAUUUUUUACAUUUGUGUAAGACAUCUAUAUGCAAGCAGCCUGUGCACACCAAUUUUUGAGUCUCUCUCUCUCCCUCUCUCCUAUGAAAUAUAAUAAUGUUAUAUUAUCUAUUUAAAGAUACAUAGCUUUUAAUCCUAAUGUUGUAAGCAAAUCGGGCAUUUUUGUAUGUAUUGUGAAUACUAGACUGAUGGAAAGUGUGUACAAAGCUUUUGUAUAGUUAUGUGUUGGUAUUCAUGUUGAUCUUGUAGGCUAAUUAUGUAAUAAAUUGUGAAGGAAUUUCA
Lingula anatina is the source of this 2977-nucleotide messenger RNA. RefSeq names its product guanine nucleotide-binding protein G(i) subunit alpha. Gene Ontology annotation, biological process: adenylate cyclase-modulating G protein-coupled receptor signaling pathway. Gene Ontology annotation, cellular component: cytoplasm; heterotrimeric G-protein complex. The record is from RefSeq and is a predicted model, not a curated record. Lineage: Eukaryota; Metazoa; Brachiopoda; Lingulata; Lingulida; Lingulidae. Gene Ontology annotation, molecular function: G protein-coupled receptor binding; G-protein beta/gamma-subunit complex binding; GTP binding.